This is a messenger RNA of Nematolebias whitei (Rio pearlfish), 730 nucleotides long. It is a transcript of the gene fxyd6, whose product is annotated as FXYD domain containing ion transport regulator 6. The transcript has 7 exons. The record is from RefSeq and is a predicted model, not a curated record. NCBI's taxonomy places the organism in Eukaryota, Metazoa, Chordata, Actinopteri, Cyprinodontiformes, Rivulidae. Gene Ontology annotation, cellular component: membrane. Gene Ontology annotation, molecular function: sodium channel regulator activity. Bases 1 to 309 code for a protein of 102 amino acids. Gene Ontology annotation, biological process: regulation of sodium ion transmembrane transporter activity.
AUGGAAACAGUUUUGCUCAUCCUCUCUUCACUCCUGGCAUGUGUUGCUGCUGCAGAGGACCCCACUGCAGAGGAUGGUGAGGCAAAAGUUGAAAACCCUUUUAUUUAUGACUAUGAGACUUUGAGGAUUGGGGGGCUGGCGUUUGCUGUGGUGCUGUUCAUACUCGGCAUCCUUCUCAUCCUCAGUCGGCGAUGUCGCUGCAGUGUGAAGCAGAAGCCCAGGGCUCCUGGAGACGAGGAGGCACAAGAGGAGAACAUGAUUGUCUCCAAGGAUUCAGCAGCUGCCAAAGAAACUCCAGCAGAAAACUGAGACAGCAACACAGGACCACCUUCAGGAAAUCGAUGAUCUUUGUAUUUGACAUUUAGCAACACUUGUUGAAUUGAUGAUCAUUAUAACUGGUUAGAUUACAGGGUCAAAUCGGAGGUGCAUAACAAAAAGGUGUGAUGUGUAAAUAGAUCUCGUUCUUCGUUGUGACUGUGCUCUUGUCCAUUUCUGUGCCUUCCUGUGACAGUCUCUCGCUGCAGUUUGUUGUCUUAGCCAGCAGCAUUGUUCCCCACACAAGAUUGUCUUUAAAAUCCUUUAAAUGUUGUGCGAUCUGCUGUUCUUUUGUAUUCGACUUCAGGUUUUAGGAUUUGUAAAUGUGUUUGCUCGUUUCCUCUGUUGUCCUUGAUAACGUGUGUUACAUUUAGAUCAUAAGACAUAUGCAGUAUUUAAACAGAUACUUUACAAA